AUGGCGUGGUGUAUAAAGGGCGUGAACAGAUCAGCGCUAUCGGCGUUUGCGCCCAAUGGCCCGUACAUGGCGGCGGGGACGAUGGCGGGUGCGGUGGAUCUGCAGUUCAGCUCCUCUGCCAAUCUGGAUGUAUUCGAGCUCGAUUUCGCGUCGAACGAUCGGCAGCUGAUCCUGGCGGGAUCCGCGCCGAGCUCUGAGCGCUUCAAUCGGAUUUCGUGGGGUAAGGGAUCCGCGGAUUCCGAGGAGUAUUCGCUUGGCCUCGUUGCCGGUGGCCUCGUCGAUGGGAAUGUCGGGCUCUGGAAUCCCAAGUCUCUGAUCUCUUCUUGCACAAAUAAAAAGACUUCUGACACAAUAGAGAAUGCCCUUGUUGCGAAUCUUUCAAGACAUAGAGGACCAGUUCAUGGUUUGGAGUUCAGUUCCCUUAUUCCAAACCUUCUUGCUUCUGGAGCUGAUGAAGGUGAUAUUUUUAUAUGGGAUGUAUCAAACCCAUUGGAACCAAGUCAUUUGUCACCACUCAAGGGUAGUGGAUCUGCUACACAAGGUGAAAUUUCAUUUUUGUCCUGGAAUAGCAAGGCGGAGCGCAUACUUGCUUCCACAUCAUAUAAUGGGACAACUGCGGUUUGGGAUCGGAACAAGCAAAAGCCAGUUAUAAGUUUCUCUGAUUCAAUUAGAAGGAGGUGCUCUGUGUUGCAGUGGAAUCCGGAUGUUGCUACGCAGCUUAUAGUUGCUUCUGAUGAAGAUAGUUCACCUUCUCUCAGGCUGUGGGAUAUGCGGAAUAUAAUGUUACCCGUAAAAGAGUUUGUAGGGCACACUAAAGGAGUCAUUGCAAUGUCGUGGUGCCCCUUUGACAGCUCUUAUCUGCUUACAUGUGCUAAAGAUAACCGAACCAUAUGCUGGGACACCUUAUCUGGAGAGAUAGUGGCUGAACUGCCUGCUGGAACCAACUGGAAUUUUGAUGUGCACUGGUAUUCUAAAAUUCCUGGAGUCAUAUCGGCUUCUUCAUUUGAUGGGAAAAUUGGCCUUUACAAUAUAGAGGGAUGUGGACGUUAUGGCCUUGGUGAAAGUGACUUAAGUGCAGCAUCAUUCAGAGCUCCAAAGUGGUACAAAUCUAAAGCUGGAAUAUCAUUCGGUUUUGGUGGGAAACUUGUUUCAUCUCGAGUUGGAUCUUCUGAGAUCUAUUUGCGUGACUUAGUUACAGAGCAAGGUUUAGUGAGUCGAUCAUCUGAAUUCGAAGUUGCGAUAAAGAAUGGUGACAGAUCAACCCUGAAACUUUUAUGUGAAAGGAAAUCUCAAGAGUCCAAGUCUGUUGAGGAGAGGGAAACUUGGGGCUUCUUAAAGCUUAUGUUCAAUGAGGAAGGGACCUCAACGUCAAAUAUUCUUUCUCAUCUGGGCUUCAGUCAACCAGCUGAAGAAAACAGUACUUUAAAUAAUGAAAUAUCUAAGCAAAUGAAUGCCCUCAACUUAGGUAACAGUACUGAAAAUGGAGAAGUAAUAUCCGAAAACCAACAAUCCUCAUUGCUUGCGACUGAUAAUGGGGUAGAUUUCGUCAAUAAUCUUCAUAGUCCAAAAGCAGAUACACCUAGGUCAACUUUUACGAAUGAAGUUAUAAAUGAGCCACUAGAAGAACUGAAUGGGCAAGGUGAGAGCUCUAGUUCUUCAUUUGAUGAUUCAGUACAGCGUGCUCUAGUCGUGGGGGAUUACAAAUGGGCAAUUGCACAAUGCAUAUCAGAAAAUAGACAGGCAGAUGCUUUGGUCAUUGCUCAUGUCAGCGGCCCUGCCUUGUGGGAGAGUACACGUGAUCAGUACCUGAAUGCUAGUCGUUCUCCUUUUCUAAAGGUGGUUCUUUCUGCCAUGGUGAACAAUGACCUCAUGAGCAUCGCAAAGACAAGGCCACUGAAAUCAUGGAAGGAGACUCUUGCCCUGUUUUGCACAUUCGCACAGCCGGAUGAGUGGGCUCAAUUAUGCAAUACCCUUGCCGCCAGACUCAUGGCCGUUAAUGAUACAGCUGCAGCAACCUUCUGUUAUGUAUGUGCUAGAAAUAUUGUCAAAGUAGUGGAGAUUUGGUCAAGGAAUCUUGGAAGAGAGCACGAUGGAAUUUCCUAUUUAGACCGUCUCCAGGAUUUAAUGGAGAAGACCAUUGUCUUUGCUUUUGCUACUGGAGAGAAGCGAUUCAGUUCUUCGUUAUGUAAGCUAAUUGAGAAAUAUGCUGAAAUACUAGCAAAUCAAGGGCUUCUAAGUACUGCUAUGGAGUACUUGAAUCUUCUGGGGACCGAACAACUAUCCACUGAACUUAUGAUCUUACGUGACCGUAUAGCAUUAUCAACCGAGCCAGGUGUGUUUGCUUUGCCAUCUCUUCUGUCGUAUUCUUAUCAUUUUGAGAUUACCCAACCUAGCUUUUCAGAUCCUGUUUAUCGUGAGAAGUUCUUUGGAAACCCCAUAAUUAAACUUGAUAAAAAUGUAACCUCAACUUAUGAUAAUACUCAAUUACAAAGUGGAUAUGCUUACGGCAAUGGCCAAUCAAGUCAUGGAGUUACUGAUGCAUCUCAAAAUUAUUAUCCGGAUGCAAACUCAUCCCAGGUACAAUCAACUGUUCCAAGCAGCACUUACAGUGAAAAUUAUCAACAGUACAAUGCUCCUCCAACAUAUCAACCAGUUCCUGCACCAAAUAUCCAGCCGACCAGAUUUGUUCCUUCUCCGCCUGUUUCAGCCCCAAUGGCAAGCUAUCCUCUGCCUCCAAUAAAUACUCAGCCUGCUGCAAAGUUUGUUCCUUCAAAUCCUCCUUUGUUGAAGAACCUCAAGCAAUACCAGCAGCCAUCAUCCUUGGGCUCUCAGUUGUAUCCAGUAUGCUACUCCACCUUCACCUUCGUAUCAUGCCCUCCUGUGGUUGCUGCCUAUGAUGCCAACAUUUCUCAAAUUGGACCAGCCUCUGUGCAAUCCAUGCCCCAGAUGUUCACUCCUAAUCCACCUCGCUUUUUUACCCCCGUCAGCAGUAAUUCAGAGGCUCAAAGACCUGGAAUCAAUCAAGUUCAACACCCUCAUAACUCUCAGCCUCCUCAGCAUCAACCAACCGUAACUCCUGCUGGUCCCCCGCCAACUGUGCAGACAGUUGAUACUUCUAAUGUGCCCGCACCACACAAACCUGUUAUCACAACCUUGACGAAACUCUUUAACAAGACAAGUGAAGCUCUGGGGGGACCACUAGCAAACCCGGCCAAGAAGCGGGAAAUAGAGGACAACUCAAAGAAGUUAGGUGCCUUGUUUGCCAAGCUCAAUAGUAGAGACAUAUCCGCAAAUGCAGCAGAAAAGCUUGUACAGCUCUGCCAGGCACUCGACAAUGGUGAUUUUAGUACAGCCCUUCAAAUUCAGGUGCUUCUCACAACAAGUGAUUGGGAUGAGUGCAAUUUUUGGCUGGCUACUCUCAAAAGAAUGAUCAAGACGAGAUCCAAUUUCAGAUAAAUUAUGUAACAGGCUCCCGCUUCUUGCAAGAACCAAUUGACUUCUUUAGGUACCAUGCAGGUUUCAGUCAAACUGAAAAACAGAAUUGAAGAUAAAUUAUUUAACAGACUACCACUUCUUGCAAGAACAUAUGAUCUUAGAUUAGCAUGCAGGUUCCCCCAAACUAAACGAGGCAGAAUUUAAGAUAAAGUAUUUAACAGAUUCGCGAUUUGCAAGAAUUAAUUGACGUCUUUAGAUAACAUGCAGGUUU
Striga asiatica is the source of this 3706-nucleotide messenger RNA. Lineage: Eukaryota; Viridiplantae; Streptophyta; Magnoliopsida; Lamiales; Orobanchaceae. The record is from the annotation of a GenBank genome assembly.